This is a messenger RNA of Ictalurus furcatus (blue catfish), 2363 nucleotides long. It is a transcript of the gene sec61a1a, whose product is annotated as SEC61 translocon subunit alpha 1. Bases 146 to 1576 code for a protein of 476 amino acids. Gene Ontology annotation, cellular component: Sec61 translocon complex; membrane. NCBI's taxonomy places the organism in Eukaryota, Metazoa, Chordata, Actinopteri, Siluriformes, Ictaluridae. The transcript has 12 exons. Gene Ontology annotation, molecular function: ribosome binding; transmembrane protein transporter activity; signal sequence receptor activity. The record is from RefSeq and is a predicted model, not a curated record. Gene Ontology annotation, biological process: post-translational protein targeting to membrane, translocation; SRP-dependent cotranslational protein targeting to membrane, translocation.
CUCUAGUUAGCAAGGGCGGCUAAUAUGGCUGACGUGUAUUUCGAAUCGGUAUAGUGGUGACGUGUCUUUAAGGCGCUCUGCCGGCGCAUCGACACCCGGGGCAGCACACAGAUCCUGACCGAGUCUCACACCGACUAACAUCACCAUGGGAAUUAAGUUCUUAGAGGUCAUCAAGCCGUUCUGUGCGGUUUUACCCGAGAUCCAAAAACCAGAAAGGAAGAUCCAGUUCAGAGAAAAAGUUCUAUGGACGGCCAUCACCUUGUUCAUCUUUCUCGUCUGCUGCCAGAUCCCUCUGUUUGGGAUCAUGUCUUCAGACUCGGCAGAUCCCUUCUACUGGAUGAGAGUCAUUCUGGCGUCCAACAGGGGUACUCUGAUGGAGUUGGGAAUCUCCCCCAUCGUGACCUCUGGCCUUAUCAUGCAGCUGCUGGCUGGAGCUAAGAUCAUCGAGGUUGGAGACACACCUAAAGACAGGGCGCUGUUUAACGGAGCCCAGAAACUGUUCGGGAUGAUCAUCACUAUUGGCCAGGCAAUCGUGUACGUGAUGACCGGCAUGUACGGAGACCCGUCAGAGAUGGGAGCUGGGAUCUGCCUCCUCAUCAUCAUUCAGCUGUUUGUGGCUGGUCUGAUUGUGCUGCUGCUGGACGAGCUGCUUCAGAAAGGAUACGGUUUGGGCUCGGGUAUCUCCCUCUUCAUCGCCACAAACAUCUGUGAGACCAUCGUCUGGAAAGCCUUCAGUCCAACGACAGUGAACACAGGCAGAGGCACCGAGUUUGAGGGCGCCAUCAUUGCUCUGUUCCACCUGCUGGCCACUCGGACCGAUAAAGUACGUGCGCUGAGAGAGGCCUUCUACAGGCAGAACCUGCCCAACCUCAUGAACCUCAUCUCUACCGUCUUCGUCUUCGCCGUGGUCAUAUACUUCCAGGGCUUCAGAGUGGAUCUGCCCAUCAAGUCGGCACGCUACCGUGGCCAAUACAACACCUAUCCCAUCAAGCUUUUCUACACCUCUAAUAUUCCCAUCAUCCUGCAGUCUGCGCUGGUGUCCAACCUCUACGUCAUCUCGCAGAUGCUCUCCACUCGCUUCAGCGGCAACUUCCUGGUUAACCUGCUGGGAACCUGGUCUGACACAUCUACCGGUGGUCCGGCUCGCGCCUACCCUGUCGGAGGUCUGUGUUACUAUCUCUCUCCUCCGGAAUCGUUCGGCUCCGUGUUAGAGGAUCCGGUGCACACCGUCAUCUACAUCGUGUUCAUGCUGGGCUCCUGCGCGUUCUUCUCCAAGACGUGGAUCGAAGUGUCCGGAUCAUCCGCCAAAGACGUGGCUAAACAGCUUAAGGAGCAGCAGAUGGUGAUGAGGGGACACAGAGAGACGUCCAUGGUGCAUGAGCUCAACAGGUACAUCCCCACAGCUGCUGCAUUCGGCGGCCUGUGCAUCGGCGGUCUCUCGGUCAUGGCCGAUUUUUUGGGAGCGAUCGGCUCAGGAACGGGGAUCUUACUGGCCGUCACCAUCAUCUACCAGUAUUUCGAGAUCUUCGUUAAGGAGCAGAGCGAAGUCGGCAGCAUCGGAGGGCUACUCUUCUAAACUUUCUGCUACAUGGACACACACGUAUGCUGAGACACACCCUAAUCAAACACUUUUAUUAUUUUUAUGAGUGUUAUUACUAUUAUUUUAUAUCUUGUUUGGCACAGUGAGUUGAAGUGGUCCAUUCUGAACAGCCAGGUUUGGCUUUGAGAUGUUAUUUGUUGGAGGAGAGAGAGAGAGAGAGAGAGAGAGAGAGAGCGAGAGAUAUUUAUGAAAAACUCUGGAGCAGUCCGUGAUGAAUAAAGCUAGACUCUGUGAGCUCUGAAGAUAGAUGCUGGGUGUACCUUUUUAUUAUUAUUUUUUUUCCCUUUCUUCCCACCCUUGCUUGCUGCUCGACUCUAUUCAGUCUAGUGAUGGCAGUGCUCACUUCUCCGUCAUGCCCAGUCUUUCAUUUUAAAGGUGCAGUGUUGCGUGUUUACGCCACAUUCUUUGUUCUUGGCUGCUGUCAGAAUGACGCCACGGGAAUCUUCACACUCGCAGGAUUAUUUGACACCCGGUUGUGACGUCAAAUCCAACCAUAUGCAUUUCGUGUAGAGCUUAUUUUAAGGAUGUCCAGGCUGGAAGCCAUCUACGUAUAUAGUUCAAUCGUCCACAGACAAAUAGUUGUUUUUGUUUUUUUUCUGGAUGUCUGUUCGACUUUGUGUCUGUAUAUAUGAUGAAAUGUGCCACCAUGUAACAAAAACCUUUUCUUUUUUUUUUUUUCUUCCAAUAUGUAAAAAGAAAUGCUAAAACAUCUGUCUUUUGGAAAGAGUGCUCAUUCUCAAUAAAAGCUCUUUUUUUGUGUAAA